Molecule: messenger RNA, 3628 nt
Organism: Erigeron canadensis
Lineage: Eukaryota; Viridiplantae; Streptophyta; Magnoliopsida; Asterales; Asteraceae
Product: calcium-transporting ATPase 4, plasma membrane-type
Exons: 7
Coding region: 299-3406 (1035 amino acids)
Biological process (GO): calcium ion transmembrane transport
Cellular component (GO): membrane; intracellular membrane-bounded organelle
Molecular function (GO): ATP binding; calmodulin binding; P-type calcium transporter activity
Source: RefSeq, a predicted model, not a curated record
ACUUGGGCCGAUCCAUAAUGAAUCAGCUAAAUCAUGUGCCCUACUAUUACUAGCCCUCUCCUCUUCCCAAACUCUAUAAACAAAAAAUAUACGAGUAACGCAAAAUCUUGUUUCAAAGAAUAUCCGAUUCGCUGUAUCCUCUACAUAAAUACAAAAGAGAAAAAAAAAUUCAAAAAUAAAAAUAACAUAUCAUACGCACACAUAUGUUAUGUAGUAUUAUAUCGGAAUUCGGAACUAAUAGCAUCAACCUCCUCAAUUUCUCUCUAGCUCUUGCUCCGCCAAACGCGGAGGUGCAACAAUGAAGGACUACAUGAAGGAUUUCGAUGUUCCGGCGAAACAUCCGUCGGAAGCGGCGUUGCAGAGGUGGCGCGACGCAGUAUCAGUAGUUAAAAAUCCUCGCCGGCGUUUCCGUCAUGUUGCCGAUCUCGCUAAACGAUCUAUUCAUCAGAAUCGCCUUACCAAAAUCAAGGAAGAUCUGCGUGUUACCUUUAUUGCCAUGAGAGCUGCAAUGCGCUUUAUGGAUGCUGCUGCUCACCCUCAGAAUUCUCAUGAACGCAAUCAAGCAAGUGAUGUAAAACCUUCAGAAUUCAGUAAAAAUCCAGAAAAACUUGCAUCCAUUGUUCGUAAUUAUGACAUGAAGAUGUUCAGAUCUGUUGGAGGAGUUGAUGGAUUAGCAGAAGCUGUAAAUGUCUCGAUUGAGGAGGGAGUGAAAUCAAGUGAUUUGUCUAUCAGACAAGAGACCUAUGGCACCAACAAAUAUAUUGAAAAACCUUCCAAGAGCUUUUUGAUGUUUGUUUGGGACGCCCUUCACGAUCUAACUCUCAUCAUCCUUAUAGUUUGUGCCAUUGUUUCAAUAGGCGUUGGACUUGCCACCGAAGGCUGGCCAGAUGGGAUAUAUGAUGGGCUUGGAAUUCUACUUAGUAUUUUAUUGGUAGUCACUGUCACUGCUGUGAGUGACUACAAACAAUCUUUACAAUUUAGGGAUCUUGACAAAGAGAAGAAAAAGAUUUCAUCUCAUGUAACAAGAGAUGCAUGUAGAAAGAAGGUCUCUAUUUAUGACUUGGUUGUUGGAGAUGUGGUCCAUUUAUCAAUCGGUGAUCAAGUUCCAGCUGAUGGGAUUUUCAUAUCAGGAUACAACUUGUUGAUUGAUGAAUCUAGCUUAACAGGUGAAAGCGAUUAUGUCCAUAUCGAUGAAAAAAAACCGUUCCUACUUGCCGGGACAAAAGUGCAAGAUGGCUCAGCUAAGAUGCUUGUCACAGCAGUUGGGAUGAAAACUGAAUGGGGAAAGUUAAUGGAAACAUUAAGUGAAGAAGGAGAAGAUGAGACUCCAUUGCAAGUAAAGUUAAACGGUGUUGCUACAAUCAUUGGUAAAAUCGGGUUACUGUUUGCUGUGCUGACUUUUCUUGUGCUGACUGUGAGGUUUUUGGUGGAAAAAGCAAUGCGAAAUGAGUUCUCAAGCUGGUCAUCAAGUGAUGCUUUGCGUAUGCUGGAUUACUUUGCCACUGCAGUAACUAUUAUAGUCGUUGCAGUCCCGGAAGGACUACCUCUGGCUGUUACACUGAGUCUUGCAUUUGCAAUGAAGAAAUUGAUGAAUGAUAAAGCACUUGUGAGACAUUUAUCUGCUUGUGAGACAAUGGGUUCUUCAACUUGCAUAUGCACGGAUAAAACAGGAACUUUAACAACAAAUCAUAUGGUUGUUAAUAAAAUAUGGGUAUCUGGUGAAAUAAAAGAUGUCAGAGACGGAGAAGGCCGCGUUUUAUUUUCAAAAAUUUCAGAAAGUGUCUCAAACAUUCUAUUGCAAGGUAUAUUUGAAUGUACAGGUUCUGAGGUGGUGAAGGACAAAAAUGGUAAAACAUCCAUUUUGGGCACCCCAACAGAAUCUGCAAUAUUACAAUAUGGGCUAGAUGUAGGUGGUGAUUUUGAUGCGGUACGCAGUGAGAUUAAAAUUCUAAAAAUGGAACCUUUCAAUUCCGCAAAGAAGAAAAUGUCUGUUAUUGUUGCUCUUCCUGAUGGUCAAACGCGUGCAUUUUGCAAAGGUGCAUCGGAAAUAGUAUUAGGAUUAUGUGACAAGAUCAUUGAUGGCAGCGGAGAAACAACACCCUUAACUGAAGAGAAAGCAAAACUAAUUACAGAUGUUAUACAUGAAUUUGCAAUGGAUGCUUUGAGAACUCUUUGUUUGGCUUACUUGGAUAUUGAAGAAGGCGAUGCUGAAAAAAACAUACCUGAAAGCGGUUAUACAUUGAUUGCGGUCGUUGGAAUUAAAGAUCCACUUAGACCAGGGGUGAAAGAAGCUGUUGAAACCUGUUUAGCGGCUGGUAUUACUGUUCGUAUGGUUACUGGUGAUAAUAUCAACACUGCUAAAGCUAUUGCUAAGGAAUGUGGCAUACUUACCGAAGGUGGUUUGGCCAUUGAUGGUCCAGAAUUCCGAACCAAAACUCCUGAGGAAUUGAAUGAAAUAGUGCCUAGACUUCAGGUAAUGGCUAGAUCGUCACCCACAGACAAGUAUGGUCUUGUAAAGCAUUUGAGGGGCAUGUCAGAAGUGGUUGCAGUUACAGGUGAUGGCACAAAUGAUGCUCCAGCUUUGCAUGAAUCAGAUAUUGGAUUUGCCAUGGGUAUAGCAGGAACUGAGGUUGCGAAAGAACAAGCUGAUGUCAUUGUGAUGGAUGAUGAUUUUGCAACAAUUGUAAAAGUAGCUAAAUGGGGACGUGCUGUAUACAUUAAUAUUCAAAAGUUUGUACAGUUCCAGUUGACUGUGAAUAUUGUUGCUCUAAUGAUCAACUUUGUUUCUGCAUGCAUCACAGGGUCUGCCCCUCUUACAGCUGUGCAAUUGCUUUGGGUAAACCUGAUCAUGGACACUCUGGGUGCACUAGCACUGGCCACUGAACCACCAAAUGAUGGACUGAUGCAACGGCCUCCUGUUAAGCGUACAGACAGUUUCAUUACCAAGACGAUGUGGAGGAAUAUCAUUGGUCAGAGUAUCUACCAAAUGGCUGUCCUGUUUACUCUCAAUUUUGCUGGGAAGCCUAUUUUAAAUUUGUAUGAGCCAAAUGCAACGGCCACCCUUAAUACUUUCAUAUUUAACACCUUCGUUUUCUGUCAGGUAUUCAAUGAAAUAAAUAGCCGUGACAUCGAGAAGAUAAACAUAUUCCGUGGCAUGUUCAGCAGUUGGAUCUUCAUGGCUGUCAUGAUAGCGACGGUUGUAUUUCAAGUAAUCAUUGUUGAGUUUCUCGGCACUUUCGCAAGCACUAUUCCCCUAGAUUGGCAACUCUGGGUGCUUAGCAUUGUGAUUGGAUUUGUGAGCAUGCCGAUUGCAGCUGUUUUGAAGUGUAUUCCUGUUGAGAAGACUCAUGUCAGGGAACAACAUGAUGGUUAUGAGGUUCUCCCCGAUGGUCCAGAACAAGUUUGAACGAAAGCUGAAGAUGUUCUUACUUCAUUUUUCUUUUCUAACAUGGUAAUAAUCAUACAUUAUCGUACAUUAUGAUACUAGUAUUUUAAUUUGGCUGUUAAAAUUUUUUUUUUUUUUUCAAAAUGGCUGAUUUUAUAGAAGGAUGGAUUAUGUCUCCUUGAACAUUCCAACACAUGUUCACCUUUUGGUGCUCAAGUGAAAAUUUCGACCUAUUAUGGUUCA